Aethalodelphis obliquidens (Pacific white-sided dolphin) is the source of this 1089-nucleotide messenger RNA. RefSeq names its product olfactory receptor 9Q2-like. NCBI's taxonomy places the organism in Eukaryota, Metazoa, Chordata, Mammalia, Artiodactyla, Delphinidae. Gene Ontology annotation, molecular function: olfactory receptor activity; G protein-coupled receptor activity. Gene Ontology annotation, biological process: G protein-coupled receptor signaling pathway. Gene Ontology annotation, cellular component: membrane. The transcript has 3 exons. The record is from RefSeq and is a predicted model, not a curated record.
AUGGGAGGGCAUAAAGGUGGUGACAGUAUCUCACAAACAGAGGAUGAUUCCAAACUCAGCCAGCCAAAAAUGAUGUGUCACACCUGGAAUUCCAGUAACAGAAUUUUAAAUCAGAAGAAGCAGAUAAGCGAAACAUGGAAAUUCAGGAUUCCUCCAACAGUGCUUAGACAACACCAGACUGCAGAAAUACUUCUGCUUUCAAAUUUGGGUGUUGUUUAUUAUCAAACUGCUGCUUUUAUUAAGGACUAUGAGAACAGCCAAACAAUGCUUACGGAGCUCUGUGAGGGGCUAAAAGGAGCUUAUGUUCGCUCUCUUGAUUCCAAGAUUGCCGUCUCCACACCCCCAUACUUCUUCCUCAGCCACCUUUCCUUCGUGGACAUCAGCUAGUCCUCCGCCAUCAUCCCCCAGAUGCUGACAGUGCUGCUGGAACGCGGCAGAGUCAUCUCCAAAGUGCGUUGUGCCGCCCAGCUCUUCUUCUUCACCUUCUUUUCUUCCAUUGACUGCUACCUCUUGGCGGUCAUGGCCUGUGACCGCUAUGUGGCCGUGUGCCAACCGCUGCUUUAUGUCACCACCAUGACCGAGAAGGCCCGCUUGGGUUUGGUAGCUGGGGCUUAUGUUGCUGGUUUUUCCAGCGCCUUUAUUUGAACGGUAACUGCCUUCACUCUCUUCUUUUGUGGAAACAAUGAGAUCAACUUUAUUUUCUGUGACCAACCCCCUCUGUUAAAACUCGCUUGUGGGGAAAGCUACACCCAGGAGGUGGGGAUUAUUGUGUUUGCAGUUUUUGUCAUGCCUGCUUGUGUAUUGGUCAUCUUGGUUUCCUACCUGUUUGUCAUCAUGGCCAUCAUGCAGGUCUGCUCUGCCUGGGGCCAGGCCAAGACCUUCUCUACCUGUGCCUCCCACCUCAAUGCUGUUGCUCUCUUCUUUGGGACCCUCAUCUUUAUGUACCUGUGAGAUAAUUCAGGCCAGUCAUCGGAGGCAGACCAAGUGGUGUCCGUGCUCUACACAGUGGUGACCCCAAUAUUGAACCCUGUCAUCUACAGCCUGAGGAAUAAGGAGGUCAAGGAGUCUGUUGUGAAAGCCCUGAGCUGA